UUUUCACAGAGACCUUCCUAGCUGUAAGUCAUGGUGAACGUUCCAAAGACAAAAAAAACUUACUGCAAAUCAAAGGAGUAUAAAAAGCACACCUUGCAUAAGGUGAGCCAGUACAAGAAGGGGAAGGAUAGUUUAGCUGCUCAAGGAAAGAGACGUUAUGAUCGCAAGCAAUCAGGUUAUGGUGGCCAGACCAAGCCCGUUUUCCACAAGAAGGCCAAAACAACCAAGAAGAUUGUGUUAAGGCUGCAAUGCCAGGCUUGCAAGCUUGUCUCCCAACACCUGCAAGCAUUUUGA
Messenger RNA from Salvia miltiorrhiza (redroot sage), 294 nucleotides. RefSeq names its product 60S ribosomal protein L44-like. Bases 31 to 294 code for a protein of 87 amino acids. Gene Ontology annotation, molecular function: structural constituent of ribosome. Lineage: Eukaryota; Viridiplantae; Streptophyta; Magnoliopsida; Lamiales; Lamiaceae. The record is from RefSeq and is a predicted model, not a curated record. The transcript has a single exon. Gene Ontology annotation, biological process: translation. Gene Ontology annotation, cellular component: cytosolic large ribosomal subunit; ribosome.